This is a messenger RNA of Ipomoea triloba (trilobed morning glory), 369 nucleotides long. Its product is annotated as serine/threonine-protein kinase pakF-like. Lineage: Eukaryota; Viridiplantae; Streptophyta; Magnoliopsida; Solanales; Convolvulaceae. The record is from RefSeq and is a predicted model, not a curated record. The transcript has a single exon. Bases 1 to 369 code for a protein of 122 amino acids.
AUGGAGAAGAUGAAGCAAAAGAUUGGGGAGUCACGUAUGGUUCACAAGAUUAAUGAGAAGCUUCAUCUUGGGUUGGAGGAUAAGCUACACAAAGAUGGAGACCAGAAGGAGAAAGAGCAAGACGAUGAUCAUCAUGUUGAUGAAAGUAAGCCCCCAGAGGAUGAUCAGAAAAGGAAAUCAGUUAGAAAGACGGUCAAAAAGAUCGCGAAAAAGAUUGUUCAUCAUCGUGGCAAUGGAAAGCGUCGGGGAGGGGGAGGGGGAGGGGGAGGGGAGGAAGGAGAGGGCGAAGAAGAGGAGGAGGAAGAAUAUGAAGUAGAGGAAGUAGAGGAAGGAGGGGAGUUCGAAUUUGAACUUGAUUUUGGUUUUUAA